Messenger RNA from Chrysochloris asiatica (Cape golden mole), 2022 nucleotides. RefSeq names its product kelch-like family member 40 (gene KLHL40). Gene Ontology annotation, molecular function: protein binding. Bases 88 to 1956 code for a protein of 622 amino acids. Gene Ontology annotation, biological process: skeletal muscle fiber development; negative regulation of proteasomal ubiquitin-dependent protein catabolic process; negative regulation of protein ubiquitination. Gene Ontology annotation, cellular component: I band; A band. The record is from RefSeq and is a predicted model, not a curated record. The transcript has 6 exons. Lineage: Eukaryota; Metazoa; Chordata; Mammalia; Afrosoricida; Chrysochloridae.
GCUCAGACUGAAUGUGCCCCAGCAGGAGGACAGAGGAGCACCAAACGAAGUCUUUUUUUCCAGUCGCCACACCCUAGGCUACCCACCAUGGCGCUGGGCCUGGAGCAGGUCGAGGAGCAGCGCCUGUACCAGCAGACACUCCUGCAAGACGGGCUUAAAGACAUGCUGGACCACGGCAAAUUCCUGGACUGCGUGGUGCGGGCCGGCGAGCGUGAGUUUCCAUGCCACCGCCUGGUGUUGGCUGCCUGCAGCCCCUACUUCCGGGCGCACUUCCUGGCUGAGCCUGAGAGCUCAGGCGAGCUGCGCCUCGAAGAGGUGUCACCCGACGUGGUGGCCCAGGUGCUGCACUACCUGUACACGUCGGAGAUCGCGCUGGAUGAGGCGAGUGUGCAGGAUCUGUUCGCCGCGGCGCACCGCUUCCAGAUCCCAUCCAUUUUCACCAUCUGCGUGUCCUUCCUGCAGAAGCGCCUGUGCUUGUCUAACUGUUUGGCUGUCUUCCGCCUGGGCCUCCUGCUCGACUGCGCGCGCCUCGCCGUGGCCGCCCGCGAUUUCAUCUGCGCGCGCUUCGCGCUCGUGGCGCGCGACGCCGACUUCCUUGGGCUCUCAGCCGACGAACUUAUCGCCAUCAUUUCCAGCGACGGCCUCAACGUGGAGAAGGAGGAGGCGGUAUUCGAGGCUGUGAUGCGGUGGGCAGGCAGCGGCGACGCUGAAGCGCAGGCGGAGCGUCAGCGCGCGCUGCCCACGGUCUUUGAGAGCGUGCGCUGCCGCCUGCUGCCGCGCUCCUUCCUGGAGAGCCGCGUGGAGCGCCAUCCGCUAGUGCGUGCCCAGCCGGAACUGCUGCGCAAGGUGCAAAUGGUAAAGGAUGCGCACGAGGGCCGUAUUACCGUGCUGCGCAAGAAGAAGAAAGAGAAAGCGGCAGCCGGGGCCAAGGCGACUGACAAGGGCUCAGCCAAGGCAGAGAAGGAGGAGGAGGAGGAGGAAGGCGAACGUGUGCUACCUGGGAUCCUCAACGACACUCUGCGCUUCGGCAUGUUCUUGCAGGACCUCAUCUUCAUGAUCAGCGAGGAAGGCGCCGUGGCCUAUGACCCAGCUGCCAAUGAAUGCUACUGUGCCUCUCUCUCCACCCAGAUCCCCAAGAACCACGUCAGUAUCGUCACCAAGGAAAACCAGGUCUUUGUGGCUGGCGGCCUCUUCUACAACGAGGACAACCAAGAGGACCCAAUGAGCGCUUACUUUCUGCAGUUUGACCACUUGGAUUCGGAGUGGUUGGGGAUGCCACCACUGCCCUCACCGCGCUGUCUCUUUGGCCUGGGAGAGGCUCUCAACUCCAUCUAUGUGGUUGGUGGCCGAGAGCUAAAGGAUGGGGAGCUGAGCCUGGACUCGGUCAUGUGCUACGACAGGCUGUCAUUCAAAUGGGGUGAAUCAGACCCGCUGCCUUACGCCGUGUACGGCCACUCGGUGCUGUCUCAUAUGGACCUUGUUUAUGUCAUUGGUGGCAAAGGCAGUGACAGGAAGUGCCUGAACAAGAUGUGUGUCUAUGACCCUAAGAAGUUCGAGUGGAAGGAGCUAGCACCCAUGCAGACUGCCCGCUCUCUCUUCGGGGCCACGGUCCAUGAUGGUCGCAUUUUUGUAGCUGCUGGGGUCACAGAUACUGGGCUAACCAGUUCUGUUGAAGUGUACAGCAUCGCAGACAACAAGUGGGCACCCUUUGAGGCCUUCCCACAGGAGCGUAGCUCCCUCAGCCUCAUCAGCCUGGUGGGCACGCUCUAUGCCCUGGGUGGCUUUGCCACACUGGAGACUGAGUCUGGGGAGCUGGUCCCUACAGAGCUCAAUGACAUCUGGAGGUAUAACGAAGAGGAAAAAAAGUGGGAGGGAGUCCUGAGAGAGAUCGCCUAUGCGGCCGGGGCCACCUUCCUACCUGUUCGGCUCAACGUGUUGCGCCUGACCAAGAUGUGACCUGCGCGGGGUGCCCAACACAAGCACCUUUCCAUCCUGUAGCCACACAAGCCUGGCUUUGAGGGG